GACCGGCAAGAUGGCGAUGGGGAAAGGCUACCGAAUAUUUCACAAGGUUCCACCGGACCGUGAAACACCAUAUAGUGUUAUAAUGGAGAGCAAAUCAAAGGAUGAAAGCCUCAUGUUCGAGUCCGAUGCAGUGGUGGUCUUAUCCUCAGCAGAGAUGGACGCUAUCAGGAAGCAGUAUACCAAGGUGCUGGAUGCGUACGGUUGUCUGGGAGUCCUAGGCGUUAACUUAGGUCGAGAGAAGAUCAUGUACCUGGUGAUGGUGUCGGGUUAUCUCUCUGUGGGGAAGAUUGCAGAAUCAGAAGUGUUCAAGGUGACCAGUGUUCAGUUUGUGUCAUUACGCAAUGAGCCUACAGAUGAAGAGAGGAUUGUGGAGCUUCGCAAACUGCUGUCAUCUGGAACCUUCUACUUCUCCUGGUCUCAGACAGGCGCCCCCUGGGACCUCAGUCUGUGUGCACAGCGAAAACACCAGCAGGACACAGAGACAGACAACAGAUUCUUCUGGAACCGGAUGCUGCAUGUGCACCUGCAGAGAUACAGCAUAGACUGUGGUCAGUGGCUGCUGAAGAUCAUGUGUGGUGGGGUGGAGAUCCGCACCAUCUACGCAGCUCAUCGCCAGGCCAAGGCGUGUCUCAUCACUCGCCUCAGCUGUGAGAGGGCAGGCACUCGCUUCAAUGUGCGGGGAACCAAUGAUGACGGACAUGUGGCCAACUUCUGUGAAACUGAACAGGUGAUAUUUCUAGAUGAUCAAGUGAGCUCUUUCAUCCAGACGAGAGGAUCAGUGCCAUUGUUCUGGGAACAAACAGGAAUACAGGUUGGCUCUCACAAGAUCCACAUGUCACGUGGGUAUGAGGCGUCUGCUCCAUCCUACGACCGCCACCUGCAGAUGAUCAAGAAGCAGUAUGGCGAUCAGGUCCUUGUCAAUCUCCUGGGAUGCAAGGAAGGGGAGAAGAUGCUCAGUCAAGCUUAUCAGAACCACCACAAAGCCUCUGCACACAGUCAGGACACACCCUACUAUGAGUUCGACUACCACUCGGAAGUCAGAGGCAAUCUUAAAAACCUGGAAAAGCUCAAGAGCAAAAUAAUCAAACAUGUUCACAACUUUGAGUUUUUCUACUUUGAGAAAUCAGGAAUCAAGAGACAGCAGACAGGGACCAUCCGGACCAACUGUGUGGACUGCCUGGACCGGACAAACUCUGUACAGACCAUGAUUGGGAUGGAUAUCCUUCCGAAGCAGAUUGAGAAUCUGGGACUCUCCAACAAACCACAGAUGCUGUCAAGGUUUCAGGAGGUGUACAAGCAGAUCUGGGGGCUCAACGGCGACCAUGUUAGCAAGAUCUAUGCUGGAACAGGGGCACUUGGUGGUGGCAGAUCUAAGUACUCAGACGCAGCUAGAUCGGCAACUCGGACCAUACAGAACAACUUCCUUGAUAACAGUAAACAGGAAGCCAUUGAUGUCCUGUUGCUAGGCAGCUCUUUAUAUGGAGAACUAGCAGACAAAGCCAGGUCACUGCUGAGUCCUCGAUGUCUUCAUGUUGCGCCAAGCAUCCUGUACAGCAUGGUGCAGAGAUACAAAGAGUACACCAAGCCCACUCCACUCAGGGUCGGUGUGGGAACCUGGAACGUCAAUGGAGGCAAGCAUUUCCGCAGUGUCGCGUUUAAACACCAGUCUGUCAGUGACUGGCUGUUGGAUGCACACAAGAAGGCAAAAGCAGGUACCUUGGAAGAUGAAUCAGUUGACUAUGAGAAGCCUGUGGACAUUUAUGCAAUAGGGUUUGAGGAAAUAGUAGACUUGAAUGCAAGCAACAUCAUGAGUGCAAGCAAUUUGCUUCAGGCGGGGGGUGAUAUCUGGGGCCAGGAUCCCCCGUCCAAGCGCUCUCACGGUAAAAAGAAGGGGUCCUCGGGAGCCGCCUCCUAUACGGAAUCGGCUCCCAAACGGGCGAAGGAACAGAUGUCGUCCGUGAAAUCCCUGAUUGACACGGCGCUGUCUGGGUUCCGCAAGGAGCUCAGCUCGCCUGUCAUCAGGGGUGGAUCGGACGCAUCUGGGGGGGUUGGCUGCGGCCCGAGCUCUGGCUCGGGGAACGCGCCUCCUCCCAGGCAGCUUGAUCCUGGCUUCGGCUCAGCCGGGAAUUGUGCCGAGGUUGACAUGGAGGAGGAUGAGGGGAGAGAGGAGUCGGAGGUUGGGGUCCCGUACUCCUUUGGGUCAUCCCUGCAGCAGGUUCGCGAUAGGAUUGCUGAAGUACUGCCCAAGGUGGCUGUCCCCGUGCAGACGCCCGAUCCCGUGGAGUUUCGGCUCCCGGGGGAGGCUUUCGCGCCCAGCCGGGUCACCGAGGUCCGCCUACGCAUUUUUGCCGUCACUGGAUCUGGUGUUCUUGGGGUCAAGGUUCAACACGGAGCAGGGGAUUGUUUCCCUCGCUCCGGACCAUAUCGUCAAAGUCCAGAGGACUGUGUUACAGUUUCUCGAGUCGCCCCAUGCGUCAGCUCGAACAUGGCUUUGGUUGCUAGGCAACAUGGUGGCGACAGUGGAUGUGGUUUGGCGUGCGUGUCUGAGGAUGAGACCCGUUCAGCAGGCGUUAGCGCAGCUGUGGUCCCACUCGCAGAGCUACGAGACUAUUCUUGCGACGCCCGAGUGGUUGAUUCCUCACUUGCGGUGGUGGACGGAAGUCGGGAAUUUGUCCAAGGGGAUCCCUUUAGACACCCCGACACCUUCCCUCUCAGUUCAGAUGGACGCCUCCCUCACAAGAUGUGUUCGUGUGUGUGUGUGGGGGUCCUGGGCGACCACUCAGUCUCGGGCAUAUGGUCGGAGCGGGAAGUCAGCCUGCACAUCAAUGUGUUAGAAUUGAGAGCAGUCCGCCGGGUGUUCGAGAGCUUUCGGGAGUUUGUUCGGGGCCGUGUGGUUCGUCUAGAGAUGGACAAUCAGACGGCCAUGACUUACAUCCUCAAGCAAGGCGGCACACCAAGAGGCCAAUCUCAGGUCAAUGAACGGAACGCUGACUAUGUGGAGAUUACGCGCAAGAUGAUGUUCCCAAUGGAUAUGUGUAUGGGCCGGACUAUCUCUAGUCACGACUACGUGUUCUGGUGCGGAGACUUCAACUACCGCAUCGACAUGGACAUAGAGCAGGUGAAGGACCUCGUCCGCAGUGAGAACUGGGCAGCCCUGCAGCACUAUGACCAACUUAAUGUACAACGGGCGGAGGGCAAGGGGUUUGCUGGAUUCAGUGAGGGGAAGACCAAUUUCGCACCUACCUACAAGUAUGAUCUGUUCAGUGAUGACUACGACACCAGUGAGAAGUCUCGCACACCAGCAUGGACAGACCGGGUGCUCUGGAGGCGUAAACACCUCCUACCAAGAGAGCAGGAGGAAGAUGACCCGAGCUGGAGUGAGGGGAAGUUGAUAUUGUAUGAUCGGGCGGAGUUGAAGACAUCAGAUCACAGGCCUGUGCUGGCCCUCCUGGACAUUGACGUGCUGGCAGUUGACGAGGCUUGCAAGGAGAAGGUGAUGCACGAAGUUGUUGCUCAACAGGGACCACCAGAUGGCACUGUCAUCGUGUCUCUGGCAUCGGGGGCAGAGUUUGAUGAUGAGAUUAUAGACCAAGUGGUCAGCACCUUCACUGAGAUUGGAGACGUCACAGUCGUCAGGUUUGUGGGCAGUGACAUGUGGAUCAUCUACAAGAGUGGGGACGCUGCCCUUGAGGCCCAGGCUCUGGACCAGCACCAGGUCAAUGGAGAGACCAUUCGAGUGAGAUUGUGCACUCCGGACUGGCGUGAUGUCAUUGAAAAGGAGCUGAAGAUGUGUGCACUCAACACGACAGCUCUCUACAAUCAGUUCUCCAACAGUCUGCUGGGAGAUGAUUUCAGCAUGCCUGCCAUGGACUAUGUCAUGGAUGAUGACGAGGGUGACUUGCUCACUGGAGAUGAUGCCACUUUGCCCACUCCCCUUGCG
This is a messenger RNA of Haliotis rubra (blacklip abalone), 3940 nucleotides long. Its product is annotated as synaptojanin-1-like. Gene Ontology annotation, biological process: synaptic vesicle endocytosis; phosphatidylinositol dephosphorylation. Gene Ontology annotation, molecular function: phosphatidylinositol-4,5-bisphosphate 5-phosphatase activity; nucleic acid binding. The record is from RefSeq and is a predicted model, not a curated record. NCBI's taxonomy places the organism in Eukaryota, Metazoa, Mollusca, Gastropoda, Lepetellida, Haliotidae.